Oldenlandia corymbosa var. corymbosa is the source of this 2584-nucleotide messenger RNA. NCBI's taxonomy places the organism in Eukaryota, Viridiplantae, Streptophyta, Magnoliopsida, Gentianales, Rubiaceae. The record is from the annotation of a GenBank genome assembly.
AAAUAAAUUCCGUAAAUGUCAAAAAUGGUUACACUUACACAUUUCCCUUUUUCUUUUAGAAAGCAAAAAAUGGUAUGUGAUUGUAAAAAAAAAAAAAUAUUGAUCUACAAAGACUACAAUGUGAAAUAAUAAGAAAAAAAUUGCGAAAAAGAUAUGAUUCGUGUCGGUCUAUAGGAAAAAAAAACCAAAUAUUAUAUUUAGGGGGAAAAUUAUAACUCUGGGUUUUCAAUUUCUGGCUCGUUUUUUCCUUUUCAGGAAUCUUUUCAACUUCUGAUAGCAACUUUUAAAUUUCCUGAAUUUUCCAUCAAGAUUUUGCAGAUUGAAGGCUAACUUAGAGCUUCCAAUUUUAUCACUGUAAAUAACCAUUAUUUUCCUGCAUUGGGUACUUAGUUUGUGAUAGUCUGGCUAUUUUCUGGUUUGGGACAUUUGAGGUGGCCGGAUUCAAUCAGAUAUCAAAAGGGGUGGUGGAUUUUACCUCAUUUUCACUUUUCCGGUAAGAUUUUGAUACCGAUCACAAUACAAAUUGAAGUGGUUUAUGCUGUUCUUGUGAUUCUGAAUCAAAAUCGAGAGUGCUAUAUAUGCUGCAAAAUCAAGAUGGGAAUUUUUGUUUUUGCUAAAUGCUUCACAUUACCGAUUCUAGCUCAAUUCGGUUUGUUGUGAAUGGUUUACUACUUUGCUGAUUAUCUAAUUGAUGCGUCCGGGUGUUUUAGCCCCUGGAAUUUUGCUGGAACGCUUUUUGUGAACAUGUUCUUGAGAUUGAAUUUUGUGACAUGCGAUGGUUGGGCUGUAAAUGAUUGAGAUAAUGACUAGUUUUAGCAGAAGUGUUUCAUUAAAACAAAGGGUUUCAACCAUUGGCAGUCCUAGAGCUGUUGGCAGCCCUAGACUUAGCCGAAGGAGUUGGAGUUCUAGGUCCAUUCUGAUACCCAUUGGGAUAGCGUUUGUUCUUUCUUUUUUCUUGGCUAUUGGUUUGAGGUAUCUGUAUGUUCUUCCCAGUCUUACACAGACUUCUCGUUUUCAAGACAACAGUGUUUCUGGUUUGAAUGGUUCAGAUAAUUCUUGUGAUUUGUUUUAUGGGGAUUGGAUAUUGGAUGAUAGGUAUCCCUUGUACAAUGCCUCUGAAUGCCCUUUUGUAGAGCAAGGAUUCAACUGCUUAGAAAAUGGUCGGAAGGAUGAUGGGUAUCUUAAGUGGAGAUGGAAGCCGAAAAGUUGUGCCAUUUCGAAAUUCAAUGUGCAACAUCUUUUGCAAAUGUUACGUAACAAAAGAAUCGUUUUUGUUGGUGAUUCAAUGAGUAGAACACAAUGGGAAUCCUUGAUAUGUUUGUUGAUGACUGGGGUGGAAGAUAAGAAAAGUGUCUAUGAAGUAAAUAGGAGCAAGAUAACAAAACAAAUAAGAUUCCUGGGAGCGAGAUUCAGCUCUCUCAAUUUUACUAUCGAAUUCUUUAGAUCAGUGUUCCUUGUGCAACAUAACUGGGCACCGAGACGUGGGCCAAAAAGGGUUAGAUCGACACUGAGGCUGGACAAGUUGGAUGAUAUCAGUAAUGAGUGGAUAAAUUCGGAUGUUCUGAUAUUCAAUACUGGACAAUGGUGGGUGCCGGGGAAGCUUUUUGGAAUGGGUUGCUACUUCCAGAUUGGUAACACCUUGAAGCUAGGAUUGCCUAUUGACUCUGCAUUCAGAAUAGCUUUGAAUACUUGGUCUACUUGGAUUGAUAGAAUGAUUGAUUCCAACAGAACACGCGUCUUCUUCCGAACUUUUGAACCAUCUCAUUGGAGUAAUCAAACCUUGCGCUUAUGUGACGUGACGACUCAACCUCUUUCAGAGACCAGAGGGUAUGAAAGUAGCCCUUUUUCGGACACCAUAUUGGAUGUAGUGAAGACCAUGGCUGUUCCGGUCACAGUUCUGCACAUAACUCCCUUAUCUGCGUUUCGGAGUGAUGCACAUGUGGGCCUUUGGGGGGACAAGCCAAACAUGUCAGAUUGCAGCCAUUGGUGUCUACCUGGAGUACCUGACACAUGGAAUGAAUUGCUUCUUACCGCGCUUUUUAGCAACAAAGAGGCAUCUUUCAGGUCACAUGUAUGAAAGUGCUUUUUCUUUUUCCUGUCCAAGUGUACAUUUCCUGAUGGAAGACGCCCAGAAAUUGUGGCGUGGCUGUGAUUUUUUUGAUAGAGUUGUAUAGAUACCUGGGGAGCUCUGUAUGUCUGUUGUGAUAAAUUCAAUCAUUUGUAUGGUACUUUUGUAGAAAUCAGAAGAUGUAACGAUUCGUUGCUGUUUCUUCCCCUGCGGCACUCUGUUUGUCUAAGAAAUGAAAAUAACAUUUCAUAGAAUCAGUCGCAUCUUCUGUAACAAAUUUUGACUCUUUCAAAUCAGUGUAAAGUACAUUUGUAAUUGUAAAGAUAUAAUGUUGACCCUCAAAUCUUCCAGUGAUAUAAUGUUAUGGAGAUGUUUUUCAGUGGGAGCAGAUGCACCGAACUUUCAUGUUUGAGUUACUUUUGGAGUGGAUAAAAGGGUCAACUUGUAAGAAAGGUUAUUAAUGCAAAUAUCCCUAUUGGUGUUAAAGACAGAAGAUGGAUUAAGUUAAAUGUAAAU